Messenger RNA from Symbiodinium sp. CCMP2456, 546 nucleotides. The record is from the annotation of a GenBank genome assembly. NCBI's taxonomy places the organism in Eukaryota, Dinophyceae, Suessiales, Symbiodiniaceae.
AUGGAGUCUGUGCAACAAUAUGUGGGUGAAUUUCGAGAUCUGGCCAAAAGACCUCGGUCGUUCCUGACGCAGGUGCUGAAUUUGGGCUGCAUCGUUUUUUCCGCGCUGAUGCUCUGGAAGGGCCUCAUGGUGGUAACGAAGAGUGAAAGCCCAGUUGUAGUCGUGCUCAGCGGCAGCAUGGAGCCGGGCCUUCAAAGAGGCGACAUCCUGUUUCUCACACUCUUUGGUGAGCCGUUCAAGCCCGGCGAUGUUGUUGUCUUUCAGAUAGAGGGGCGGGACAUCCCGAUUGUCCACAGGCUCCUGAAUGUGCAUGAAAAGCCUGAUGGAACACUUUCCAUGCUGACGAAAGGUGACAACAACCAGGUGGAUGACAGAGGUCUUUAUGCGGCGAGGCAGCUCUUCCUCAGUAAAAAGGAGAUCAUGGGACGGGCGCAGGCAUACCUGCCAUACGUCGGAAUGGUCACCAUUUGGCUGAACGAUUACCCGUGGCUAAAAUAUGUUCUGAUCGGUUCAAUGGGCUUCUUUGUCAUAAUCGGUCGUGAGUAA